Molecule: messenger RNA, 1041 nt
Organism: Ichthyophthirius multifiliis
Lineage: Eukaryota; Ciliophora; Oligohymenophorea; Hymenostomatida
Exons: 2
Source: RefSeq, a predicted model, not a curated record
AAAAAUUAAAUUAAACAAACUUUAUAUGAAAAACAAAUAAAUUUAUUAGAAGAAGAUUAACAUACAUCAUAUGAAGAUCAAGAGUAAAGUCCAAUAGAAAAAUUAAUGAAAAAGGAUUUAUCAAACUUUGGUUAUACAAGUUUUUUUCAUACAUCAUACAGUAGUGAAAACGGUGUAAUAUUAAUAGCAAAAGAAAAAAAAACAGGAAUUAGAUAUGCGAUAAAAGGAAUAAAAAUAACUGAAAAUAAAACUGUAAAUUAAUAAUUAUUAGAAUAAAUAAAACAAGAAGAAAAAAAUUUAAUAGAAUGUGAUAGUCCUUAUAUAAUUAAAUGCUAUGGAUCAUUUUAAGGAAAAGAUUUCUAUUUUUUAAAAUUAGAAGAAUGUAUAGGAUCUUUGAAUUAAUUAUAUGGUUCUUUUAAUGAAAAUUCUUUUAUUAAAUAUGCUUCUGAAAUUACAAAUGGAUUAACAUAUAUACAUGCCAAAAAAAUACCUGUUUCUGAAAUUAAAUAUAAUUAAAUAUUAAUAAACUAAUUGGGAGUUGCAGUUCUAAGUGAUAUGUAUUACGAUUUAGGACAUUCUUAAAUAAACAUAUAAAAUGAAGAGAAGAAUAGUUUGGAAUAAACAAUAAUUUAAAGUGAAUUCAAAAAGCACUAAUCAUAUAAAAAAUUAAAGAAAGAUAAUUGUUUUGCUUUGGGGAAAAUUCUUUACUAAAUGUUGUGUGGAUAAACGAGGACAUAAGAAUUAAUAACAAACGUGCCUUUUUAUUUAGAUAAAAUUGAAUAAAUUUAAGAAUUUAAAAUAAAGAGUAAAUAAAUUAUGUUGUUUUAGGUUUGCUUCAAUAUUAUGAAAAAAAAAGGAUUUCUACUUUUUAAGCAUCUGUAAUUUUAAAUAAUUUAUAUUUUAAUGAAAUUAGUAGGUUUUCAUGUUUUAUUAAUAGUGAAUAAUAAUAAAUACUACAGAGUUCGAAAAAUAUUAAUACAGAAUUUAUUCAAAUUAGCAAUAAAGAAUUCAUUCCAAUCGUUAAUAUAAAAUAAGAUAUAA